Branchiostoma belcheri (Belcher's lancelet) is the source of this 4976-nucleotide messenger RNA. RefSeq names its product pericentrin-like. The coding region runs from base 212 to 4840 and encodes 1542 amino acids. Gene Ontology annotation, biological process: signal transduction. Lineage: Eukaryota; Metazoa; Chordata; Leptocardii; Amphioxiformes; Branchiostomatidae. The record is from RefSeq and is a predicted model, not a curated record. The transcript is spliced from 16 exons. Gene Ontology annotation, molecular function: molecular adaptor activity.
CUGGCUGAGGUUGAGUUACAGUGUGAGCACAGCCUGCAGAAACUGCGGGAGGAGAUGGAGGACAGGCGCAGAGAACAGCUGCAGGCAGUCAAAACUGUGCAUGAGCGGGAUAGAGAACGUGAGGUCCAGGACCUGAAGGUCCAGUACAGCCGCACUUUGCAGGCAGUCAGGGAGGACCUGGAUGUGAAGCAUCAGAACGCCUUUUGAUCUGAUGCAGCAGAAACUCAACUUUGUGCAUGAAGAGGAGUUAAAACAGGUGGCAAUGGAGGCUGAGGAGAAACUGCAGCAGAGUCUGGAAGCUCAGAGAGUUGAGACUGACCAGCUCCAUGCUGGACAGUUGGAGAUGUUGUUAGCCGAGGCCAGACACGAGAAGGCAGAAUCACUGGCCAAGCUGGAGGCCAGCCUGGUCCAGACUCAGCAGCAAGAGCUGGAGCAGCAGGAACAGCAGCUGGAGGCCAAGUGGACAGCACAGGUACAGCAGCUGAAGACUGAGCAUCAGCAGCAGCUACAGGAGCAUACAGUUUCUACAGAGGAGACCUCCAAGCAGCUGCUGGAGAGGCUGAAGACACAGCUGACAGCAGAACAUCAGGCCAGCAUUCAGAAAGCGACAGAAGAGUUAGACAGGAUUGCGCUGAAUAAGCUGGCCUCUCUCCGACAAGAGAUGGAAGAGAAACACGAGGAAGAGUUGAGGGCCAGGGAGAGUGAUGCUGUUCAGGAGAAGGAGAAACUUCAGCAGGAGAAGGAUGAACAUCAGUCUGCUCUGGAAGGGGUGCUGAGGCAGCAGGAGGUUCUACUGGAACAAACUGAAGUCCUGAGGAAACAGCUGGAGUUGCAGCACCAACAGGAGCUGCUGCAGCUGCACGCAGACAUCCAGACAGAGUACGCCGAGCUGGUGCAAGUCAGGACAGAACUGCUGCAGUGGCAGGAACAGAUCACACAACGGCACAGUCAGGAGAUCCAACAACUCAACACAACCCACCAGGAACAACUCAGUAAACUCCAGCAGGACUCCGCUAACCUGGAGGCCAAGCUGCAACAAACUCACCUGGAGGAGAUGGAACAGAUGAGGGCGUACUUUGAGAAAAGAUGCCGGGAACAGGAGGAGGACUUUGCUUUAGAAAUCGCAAAGGUGAAGAAGCAUUAUGAAGAAACGGCUGAGGCAGAGGUAGAGGAGGUCUCGGCAUACAGAAUGCCUACAUCAGCCUACACUCUCACGUCCACAUUGUUAUCUGAUGACAGUUCCCCGUGUCCCUCUCCAACCUCCCCUGUACAGUCUGAAGUGGACCUGACACGGUACAGGAAAGACAUAGAGGAUGAACUAGAACAGCACUACAAUGACCUGAUAGAAAAGACUCGCACUGACAUGUCAACAGCACACCAACAAGAAAUAACAACACUGCAGACAGACAUGGAGAAGAAAGCAGAAACAGAUUUAGAAAAUCUGAGAAUUCAGCUAGCUGACAAAUAUAAGAAGGAUGUGGAGGAGCUUCAGGAGGCACAUUUAAGAGAGAUGUCAGAAAGUCAAGAGAAGCUGUUGGAAGAGCACAGACAGGAGACAGUUCGACUGAGAAUGGACUGUGCUUUAGAAGCUGCUAAACAGUCUGAGCAGGAUAUGGCAGAACUAAGUAAGGAACUGGAGACGAAACAUCAAGAGGCUCAAGAAAGCCUUAAACGAGAGCUGGAGGAAAAAUACAUGACAGAAAUGAAGUCUCAGCAGGAAGCAUUUGCAGAAGAGCUGGCCAAGGAUCGGCAAAUUGGGCUUGAGCAGCAACAGGCUGAACAUGAAGAGGCACUAGGCAAGGCUCAGAAACACAUCCAAGAUGAAAUAGUCAGAAUUAACCUGGAGAAAGACAAGGAGAUAGAAGUCUGGAAAGGCAAACUUCAGAAGGACAUUGAAAGAUUGGAACAGGAGAAGAAAGUACUGAGAGAGGAAAAGGAAAAGCAAGUCAGGGAAGUGGAAGAUUUCUGUAAAAACAAACAUGAGCAGGUGUUAGCUGAGGUUGUGGUCAGACAUACCAUCGAGGUGGCAGACUUGAGAACUCAGCUGGAAGACGCUCAAGAAAAACUGAAGAAUGGAGGUGAUGCUUUAGAACUUCUUAAACAGCAGCACCAAAGAGAAGCCUCAGACAUAAAGAAAACAUUGCUGGAAGAAUUUGAUGUUUUGACAACGGAACUAAAGAAGCAACAUCAUGACGACAUAGCUGCAUUAACAGAAGAGCAACAAACAAAACUAACAAGGCUUCAAGAGGAGCAAGAACAAGCCUUGGCACAUUUGAGGGACAUGCAGACAGAGGAAGUCACUAAGAUAAAAAUGCAACAUGAGGCUGACUUAGAGGGUUUAAAAUUAAGCGUUUCGAAAGAUACGUCUGCACAGCACAUGCUUAAUUUAGAUAAGAUAACAAGAGAACUGGAAGAAAAUCACAAAUUGGAGAUAGACAAAAUUAACUCUCAGCUAAAGGAGCAACAUACCGCUGAGGUUGCAAUGUUGGAGGGGCAACUCAAGGAAAGGGAUUUAGACCAACAGAGAGCGAUAACAGACCUCCAAACCAUGCAUGAAGCUGAACUGGCUGCCCUGAAACAGGAGCAUGCUGUCCAUGUAGCCUCAGAAGUAGACAAGGUCAGGGAGGAGUUAAAUCUAACAUACAAACAGCAGUUGGAAACUGCCCAGUUUGCUGGUGAGCAGGAUCAUGAGCACAGGAUUCAAGAACUUCAACAGCAACUGUCAGAACUGGCACAGUCUCAUGACAGGGAGUUGGAGGACUUAAAACACAGGUAUGAAGACGAGAUGAGCAACAAACUGGAGACCCUGGGACUAGAGGCUGAGAAACAAAAGGAACACAAGAUAGCAAAGUUGAGAGGAAUUCUGCAGAAAGACAUGGAGACCCUGAAGACAGAACUGAAGACAGCUGAGGAGCAUCAUGAGGAAGACAAGGCUCGCAUCAAGUCUCAUUUCCAACAGGAACUAGACAAGGUGCAGGCUGACUUGGACAAUAAGACUUCGGAGAAUCAGACUCUUCUUGGCCAGUUGGAGUCCAUGAAACAGCAGUGCACUGAGCUGGAAGAAGGGUUAGAGAAAGCAAAGGAGGAAAAUUGUGCCUUGGAAGAGACAGCAGAGAGAGUGAAAGAAGCAUAUCAGAGGGAGUUAGAGGAGAGGUUAAAAGAUAACCUGAAUGAAGCAGACAAAGAAAAGGACAGGUUACAAGGUGAAGUUGAAGAAGAACAGAUGAGGAGACAGCAGCUGAAACAGGAGUUUGAUGCUGCCAUCAGGGAUUUCUCUGCUGAGUUUGAGGACUUGAAAGCUGAGAAGGAAGCUCAGAACAAGAAACUUCAGGAACAGGAAACAUUGAUUGCACAGGUGCAAGAGGAAAGAAGUAAAAUGGAGACGCGGCUACAGGAGCAGAUAGCGCGGUAUGAGACGACCAUGAACCGUCGGGAGAGGGAGAAUGAAGAGGGAGAAAACCUGCUGAAGAUGCUGAGAUCAGACCUGGACAGGUUACAGGAGGAGAGGGAUGCUGUACAGAAGGCAAACGACCACCUCCUGAAGACCCUGUCUGAUGUGACUCAGACUAACCUGUCCUUAGAGGAGAGAGUGAGUGAACAUCUGGACAGGCUGGCCAGGGACCAGCAGGGACAAGCUAAGGAACAACCCUCUCACAGCAGUGAAGGUGCUGUUGCAGGUGCUGUUCCAGGUGCAGUAGGCAGACAUGUACAGGACCUGAGUCAGACCAGUGACCUGCUGACAGACCUGUCCUCCAUGACUGAUGAAGGGUUGGACAUCUCCCACCAGCUGGCUGACAGCAUGUUUGCAGGCCCUGACCUGGACCAGGAGGGAGAGUUAACGGUACACAACGCUGCCAGCAGCCUGCAGCAGGCUGUCACCAGGCUACUGGACCUGCUACAGGUCACGCAGCAACAGCUGAAUGAAACUAGAACAGCCCAUGCAGACAUGCUGAACGCAUCAGAAGAGAGCUGGGGGAAAACACAGCAGGUGUUGGCUGAUCAGCAGCAGCUGCAGGAACAGCUGCAGGCAGAGGUGGAGUCCAGACAGGUGCUGCAGCUGCAACUGGACCAGGCAACAGGGUUGUCUGAAGGACUUAAAACAGACAAUCAAACAUUACACGAGCAGCUGGACAUCAAAGAGAGUCAGCAGGUAGAGAUGGCACAGGAGAUAGAGGGAAUGAGAGAACAGCUGCAGGACAUGGAGACAGAGAGAGAGAGACUGCAGGAGGAACAGGAGCUGUUAGAGAGACAGAAACUGGUUCUGUCUGAGAAGGCCUCCAGCGGGGAGCUGGGUGAAACUGAAAGAGGAUUUCUUCAAGAGAUUGAGAGUCUGAAGCAGGAGAAACAGCAGUUGGAGGAACAGCUCCACACAGAGCGUCAGCGAUGGGAACUUCAGCUGCACAGCCUGGAGACAGCGCUGGAGGACCAGAGCAGGACAGCGCGGGAACAGCAGGACAGCUCGGCUGGACAGGUGGACGAGCUCAGGAAACAAGUCGCUGCACUCGACAAACAGAUCAAGUCCAACAAACAGUUCAUGGAGGUACAAGCCCAUGAGCGUGAACAGGAGAGGGAAGAUUUUCAGAAGGAGAUAGCAGAGUUACAGGCAGAGCUGCACAGUAAAGGUGUGGUGAGGAGUGUCGAGGAGCGCCUGACUACAGAGAUGCAGCAGCUGGAGGAACAGCUGCAGGAGAAAACAGAUGCACAGAGCCAGAGUCUGCUGAAAGUAGAACAGCUGGAGAGAGAACUCCAAGUCCAGACUGACAGGAACAGCGUCAUGGAACAGCAAAUGAAGGACAUGGAGAAAAAUUGGAGCAGCAGCAACAGGUGGAGGCACAGCUGAACAGCCGCAUACAGCAGGUGAAGAAGGAGCAGGAGAGGACCAGACUGGCAUCUGAAGAGAUUUCACAGGAUAAGGAGGCCCUGCAGCAGCAGCUGUAUGAACACAUGCUGCAGAUGUCUCUUCUCUAUUGACAAAU